AAGCACAGAAAAAAAUUAACCAUCUCUCGGACUGUGAGGAAACUGAGCAGAAGAGCUCGGGUCCCCAAACUGCAGAUUUUAAGGACGAAUGAGCUGAUCCGGACUUCUGUGAUCAAGGGAAGAACUGGAAGUAAUACUCAAGGAAAGUGACAAUGAUUCCUGCGCGAAUGCACGGUGACUGCAAAAAGCUAGUCUUGCUGGGAGUUCUCCUGGGGGUUCUGUGGGAAACUGGAGGCACACAGAUCUAUUAUUCAGUUCCCGAGGAGCUGGAGAGAGGCUCUGGGGUGGGAAACAUCGCCAAGGAUCUGGGGUUGGAGCCUCAGGAACUGGAGGAGCGCGGAGUCCGCAUCGUCUCCAGAGGUAGGACACAACUUUUCGCUCUGAAUCCGCGGAGCGGCAGCUUGGUCACGGCGGGCAGGAUAGACCGGGAAGAGCUCUGUAUGGGGACCGUCAAGUGUCAACUAAAUCUGGAGAUUCUGAUGGAGGAUCAAGUGAAAAUAUAUGAGGUAGUAGUGGAAGUGAGGGACAUUAAUGAUAACGCCCCAUAUUUCCAGGAAGGUGAAUUAGAAAUAAAAAUGAGUGAAAACGCAGCUAAAGGGAUGAGGUUCCCCCUUCCCCACGCUUGGGAUCCGGAUAUAGGGAAGAAUUCACUCCAGAGCUACGAUCUCAGCGGUGAUACUCACUUCUCCCUUGACGUGCAAAGCGGAGCAGAUGGUAAUAAGUACCCGGAAUUGGUGCUGGAGCGCGCCCUGGACCGCGAGGAAAAGGCCGUUCACCACCUGGUUCUCACGGCCUCGGAUGGGGGCGAUCCAGUCCGCACUAGCACUGUGCGCAUCCGUGUGAUGGUCCUUGAUGCGAACGACAACGCACCAGCGUUUGCUCAAUCCGAGUACCGUGUGAGCGUUCCGGAGAAUGUGGCCGUGGGCACUAAACUGCUUCUGGUAAAUGCCACCGACCCUGAUGAAGGAUCCAAUGCGGAAGUGAUGUAUUCCUUCCGGUAUGUGGACAACAAAGCGGCCCAACUUUUCGAGCUAGAUUGUAAUUUAGGGACAAUUUCAACAAUAGGGGAGUUGAACUACGAGGAAUCAGGAUUCUACGAGAUGGAAGUGCAAGCAACGGAUAACGCAGGAUAUUCUGCACGAGCCAAAGUCCUGAUCACAGUUUUGGACGUGAAUGACAACGCCCCUGAAGUAGUAGUCACCUCUCUCUCCAGCUCCAUUCCGGAAAACUCUCCCAGAGGGACGUUAAUUGCCCUUUUAAAUGUAAAUGAUCAAGACUCUGGGGAAAAUGGAAGAGUAACCUGUUUCGUCCAAAGGAAUCUGCCCUUUAAAUUAGAAAAGUCUUAUGGAAAUUAUUAUAGUUUAAUGACAGACACACUCCUAGACCGAGAACUGGUUCCUAGCUACAACAUCACCGUGAUGGCCACUGACGGAGGAAGCCCGCCCCUGUCCACGGAAACUCACAUCACCCUGAACGUGGCAGACAUCAACGACAACGCGCCUGCCUUCUCUCAAGCCUCCUACUCGGCAUAUAUCCUAGAAAACAACCCCAGAGGAGCUUCCAUCAUCUCUGUGACCGCUUAUGAUCCCGACUAUGGAGAGAAUGCCCAGGUCACUUACUCCUUGGCGGAGGACACCCUCCAGGGAGCUUCCCUGUCGUCCUACGUCUCCAUGAGCUCAGACACUGGCGUCCUGUAUGCGCUCCGCUCCUUUGACUAUGAACAAUUUCGAGACCUAGAGCUACAAGUGAUGGCGCAUGACAGCGGGAACCCACCACUCAGCAGCGACGUUUCUCUGAGCCUGUUCGUGCUGGACCAGAACGACAACUCGCCAGAGAUCCUCUUCCCCGUCGUACCUACCGAUGGCUCCACAGGCGUGGAGCUGGCACCCCGCUCCGCAGAGCCCGGCUACCUGGUCACCAAGGUGGUGGCAGUGGACAGAGACUCGGGACAGAACGCCUGGCUGUCCUACCGUCUGCUCAAGGCCAGCGAGCCGGGGCUCUUCGCGGUGGGGCUGCACACGGGCGAGGUGCGCACAGCGCGGGCCCUGCUGGACAGAGACGCGCUCAAGCAGAGCCUGGUGGUGGCCGUCCAGGACCACGGCCAGCCCCCUCUCUCGGCCACCGUCACGCUCACCGUGGCUGUGGCUGACAGCAUCCCAGAUGUCCUGGCUGAUCUAGGCAGCCUAGAGUCUUCAGCCACCCCCGAAGACUCAGGCCUCACACUCUAUCUGGUGGUGGCGGUGGCCGCGGUCUCCUGCGUCUUCCUCGCCUUUGUCAUCGUGCUACUGGCGCUCAGACUGCGGCGCUGGCACAUGUCGCGUCUGCUCCAGGCUUCCAGCAGCGGGUUGGCUGGCGUGCGGGCGUCUCAGUUUGUGGGCGUGGACGGGGUGCGGGCUUUCCUGCAGACCUAUUCGCACGAGGUCUCGCUCACCGCGGACUCUCGGGGGAGUCACGUGAUCUUCCCUCAGCCGAACUACGCGGACACGCUCAUCAGCCAGGAGAGCUGUGGGAAAAGCGAGCCUCUCUUGCUCUCAGGCGAUUCCGUGUUUUCUAAAGAUAAUCGUGCAUUAAUUCAGCAAGCCCCACCCAACACGGAUUGGCGAUUCUCUCAGGCCCAGAGACCCGGCACCAGCGGAUCCCAAAAUGGCGAUGAGACUGGCACCUGGCCCAAUAACCAGUUCGACACAGAGAUGCUACAAGCCAUGAUCUUGGCCUCCGCCAGUGAAGCCGCUGAUGGGAGCUCCACCCUGGGAGGGGGCGCCGGCACCAUGGGCUUGAGUGCCCGCUACGGGCCCCAGUUCACCCUGCAGCAUGUGCCCGACUACCGCCAGAAUGUCUACAUCCCUGGCAGCAACGCCACUCUGACCAACGCAGCUGGCAAGCGUGAUGGCAAGGCCCCGGCAGGGGGCAAUGGCAACAAGAAGAAGUCGGGCAAGAAGGAAAAGAAGUAACGUGGAGGCCAGGCCCGAAGCCACAGGGCAGCCUCCCUCCCCAACCAGUCCAGCCUCUCCCCACCUGUGCCCAAGCCUCGGAUUUCAGGGCUCACCCCCAGGAAACUGGUAGGGGCCCAGGCCAUGCUCCCCUUGGGAAAUGGAAACAAGUGCCCGGUCAACACCCCCCUCUCUGCCCCCAGGGGAUUGAAUAUGCAAAGGGAGUUCUGCUGGGAACCCCCAUCCAAUCACUUGCUGUGCCCAUGGGGGUAGUGGGGUUUGUGUAGACACCAUUUAUCACACCCCCUUCAGUUACAGCUGAACUCCUCCAUCUUCCAAAUUCAAUCAGGCCCAUCCCCUACCUCCCUCCUACCUACCCUACCCUUCUCUUUCUUAAGGUGGUUGGGGUGUUGAGGUACCCGGUGACCUAAAAAGGCUCAUAGUUCUGAAGAGUUGGAAGGGCAUCAUGACUUCUUGACCUCUCCUUCAAUUCUCAAACUUCCCCCAAAAGCAUGGUUUGGUGCCAGUCCCUUCACCUUCUUCCAGAACCUGAGACCAAGCUCAAGUUUUGGGGAGACAUGGUCACCAUUCCCAUGGUACUGAUGCUUGCUGGAUUUAGGGAGGGCAUUUUGCUACCAUGCCUCUUCCCAACACCCUGGGGACCAGUCUUUUGUUCUGUUCUGUUUGUCAUCAUUUGAUGUUCCCACUGCAUGCUGUGACUUCCCCCUCCCUAAACAAGAGACCCCACUGCAUGUUCUGAGACAGUGUGGGGUGCUAAGAUAAAGAAGGUUGUGGUUGUGGAUGGGGGGUGGACAAAGCUUGGUCCCAUCAGUUAACAGGGUCUUGCAGGAGGCUCUGUAUGCCCCAGGGUACCGACCAGAUCCCCAGGUUCCAGCCAGAAGCCAUGCCCCAGGCUGGACCCGCAUCUCUCAUGUACAGGGCAGCCUGGCAGCCAGCGGUGGGCUGAGCUUCCAGCACCGGUGGGUUUGAACUGGCCUUGUGGUCCAAGGCAGCUCUGAGCAGGAUUGGGACAGGUCCCCUGGAGAGGUCAGAGGGGCCUCUGUGGGUGCUGGGUACUCCAGAGGUGCUGCUGGUGGAAGGAUCCCUGUGGCCCCAGUAGGGAGGAAGGGGCCCGCUCGGCUAUUUUUGGUCCCUGGGUUGGGAAGGACGAGAGCUAGAGCAGGGACCAAGUGGACAGAAAGUGUCAGCCUGAGAUCAGGGCUUCUCCACAGGGCCCCCCUUGCCCCAGCGGCCCCAGCCCUUCACCUUGCCAGGUGCCAUUCCUUCUCUGUGAAGGCCACUGCCCAGGCCCCCAGUCCGCCCCCUCGUGGCCAGAGCCUGGUUAAAGUCCCCCAGUGCCUCCUUGUGCAUAGACCUUCCUCUGCUCACCCCUCUGCCCCUGGGGUCCCGCUCACCCAGCGGGGCUUCUCAAGAACCCCACUCCAGCCCUUACUUAGUAUAGAAACCCCCUCCCUCUUGCGGCUGGUGUAGAAUAACCAAUAGUGUAUAGUGCGGCGUAUUUUUCCGUGAUGGCGAGCGGGCGGCGGGCUCCAAGCAGCCGUCCGUCCCCGAACCCGCCCGCGGCGGCCCGUGCUGUGUUUUGUGCUGUGUCCACGCGCUGCGGCGCCCCCUUCCCGCGUACUGACUCCUCUAAGCGCUUCUCUUUGCAUAGUCACGUAGCUCCCGACCCCGCCCCCUUCCUGUGUCUCACGCAAGUUUUAUACUCUAAUAUUUAUAUGGCUUUUUUUCUUUGAAAAAUUAAAAGGUUUCUUCUGAAA
Molecule: messenger RNA, 4708 nt
Organism: Budorcas taxicolor (takin)
Lineage: Eukaryota; Metazoa; Chordata; Mammalia; Artiodactyla; Bovidae
Product: protocadherin gamma-C3
Exons: 4
Coding region: 153-2951 (932 amino acids)
Biological process (GO): homophilic cell-cell adhesion
Cellular component (GO): plasma membrane
Molecular function (GO): calcium ion binding
Source: RefSeq, a predicted model, not a curated record